UAAAUCUUAUUUGGCAAAGCUCUCCAAAAGUACAGAGAAAAAAAAUUAUGAGUUUUAUUCUAAAAUUAGAUAAAAAUUCUACGAAAAUGUUUUAACUACUCUGUCAGUGAUUUAUAACCAACAAUACAUAGAUUAGUCAUGGCCAAUCUGAAAUUUAAGGGGCCAUAAACAUUUUUUAUACAUUUUUUUCAUACUUUGAAUAUUUUAUCUAUGUAACAAAUCUCUAAAAAAAUAUUGGGAUUCAAACCAAUGUUUCAUUUACUUGUCUCUAUAUCUGAUCAUGAAAUUAGUUUGUCCUUAAUUUUUUAAAAUUGGAAACACUAGUUGACUUAAUGAAUCUUCGAAAUGAUGUCGACUUUAACAUUGUUAAGAAGUUUCAUUUAAUGAAAAGAGCAAAAGCAAAAACAAUAAAAUUAGAAUGUAAUUCUAAAACAAAAAUGGUAAACAUCACAUGUCUCUGCAAAAGAAUUAAAGUAUUCUCAUAAGAUCUUUUCCAACCCACCUCUAUUUCUACAUCUAUAAUAGCAUUUUAGAGGCAAAAUAACUCCAAUCCAUCAAUAUUUUUGUUUAAAAUAGCAAUUGUUACUUUUUUCCUAUACAUUGGAGUAAAACUCAUCUUUAUUAUAGAGUUUAUCUAUUUUAGAGGUAAAAAUAGAUAUAGAAGUUUGUGUUCUUAGUAAUUCAACAAAAGAAAGAGAGAUAAGUUUGUGUUCUUCAUUUUUACCUUAUUUUCUCAUUGUUUGUUAAAGAUAAAUGGAACAAGAUUUGUUCUUUUGAUAGUGUUGUUGCUGCAAGCUCACUCCUCCUUGAAACUGAUUUUCCGUUUCCUCCGCAGAUUCCGCCGCAUUGCAAGCCAUGAAAGCUUAGUGGACAAGGUUCUCUGAGAAUUGGAAAGGAGUAGACCCUUGUGGAAGCAAUUGGGUUGGGAUCUCCUGCUACAACAACAAAGUUGUUUCAAUGUGAGAAAAUGAACUUUUAGUUUGUUCUCUUUUUGGUUUGUUUCUCUUUUCUAAGUUGUAAGUUUGGUGUAGAUCAUUAGGGAAUCUCAAUGUGGAAUGAAAGCUUAGAGAGUCAAUUUCAACCUUAUCAGAACUUCAUAUCUUGUAAGUGUUUUUGUUUCUUUCAAGGAUCCAUUACAUUUUACAAAAAGGACGAAACAAGAAAAAAAUAAUAAAAUAAAAAGCAAAACGCAAAAAAUAACAAAAUAAAAAAACAUAUCAUUUUUGUUUCUUUCAAGGAUUCAUUACCAUUUUGACUAAUUUUUUAAAAACAUUUGGGCCCAAUAACACAAUUUUAAUUUAAUUUCAAUGUCUAAUAAAAUCUUAUAAGUUUAUAACCAAUAGUUUUGUCAAUAAAUAUUUUUUUAUUAGUUUGAACAAUCAAAUUAGAUAUAUAGGUGUUAAUUUUGGUUUAAUUGGUAAAUCUUGUUAACCAAUAUCGUGACAAAAUCAUUGAGAGGGAGUAUAGAAUAAAUAAAUAUUAUUUGGCAAAGCUCUCCAAAAGUACAAAGAAAAAGAAUUAUGAGUUUUAUUCUGAAAUUAGAUAAAAAUUCUACGAAAAUGUUGUAACUACUCUGUCACUGAUUUAUAACCAACAAUACAUAGAUUAGUCAUGGCCGAUCUGAAAUUUAAGGGGCCAUAAACAUUUUUUAUACAUUUUUUCAUAAUUUGAAUAUUUUAUCUAUGUAACAAAUCUCUAAAAAAAUAUUGGGAUUCAAGCCAAUGUUUCAUUUACUUGUCUCUAUAUCUGAUCAUGAAAUUAGUUUGUCCUUAAUUUUUUAAAAUUCAAAACACUAGUUGACUUAAAGAAUCUUCGAAAUGAUGAUGUCGACUUUAACAUUGUUAAGAAGUCCCAUUUAAUGAAAAGAUCAAAAGCAAAAACAAUAAAAUUAGAAUGUAAUUCUAAAACAAAAAUGGUAAACAUCACAUGACUCUACAAAAGAAUUAAAGUGUUAGCAUAAGAACAUUUCCAAACCACCUCUAUUUCUACAUCUAUAAUAGCAUUUAGAGCCAAAAUAACUCUAAUCCAUCUAUAUUUUUGCCUAAAAUAGAUAUUGUUAUUUUUUCCUCUACAUUGGAGUAAAACUCAUCUUUAUUAUAGAAUUUCUCUAUUUUAGAGGUAAAAAUAGAGAGAAGUUUGUGUUCUUAGUAAUUCAACAAAAGAGAGAGAGAGAGAGAUAAGUUUGUGUUCUUCACUUUUACCUUCUUUUCUCAUUGUUUGUUAAAGAUGAAUGGAACACAAUUUGUUCUUUUGAUAGUGUUGUUGCUGCAAGCUCACUCCUCCUUGAAACUGAUUUUCCGUUUCUUCCGCAGAUUCCGCCGCAUUGCAAGCCAUGAAAGCUCAGUGGACAAGGUUCCCUGAGAAUUGGAAAGGAGUAGACCCUUGUGGAAGCAAUUGGGUUGGGAUCUCCUGCUACAACAACAAAGUUGUUUCACUGUGAGAAAAUGAACUUUUAGUUUGUUCUCUUUUUGGUUUGUUUCUCUUUUCUAAGUUGUAAGUUUGGUGUAGAUCAUUAGGGAAUCUCAAUGUGGAAGGAAAGCUUAGAGAGUCAAUUUCAACCUUAUCAGAACUUCAUAUCUUGUAAGUGUUUUUGUUUCUUUCAAAGAUCCAUUACAUUUUACAAAUAGGAAGAAACAAGAAAAAAAUAAUAAAAUAAAAAGCAAAAAAUAACAAAAUAAAAAACAUAUCAUUUUUGUUUCGUUCAAGGAUUCAUUACCAUUUUGACUAAUUUUUUAAAAACAUUUGGGCCCAGUAACACAAUUUUAAUUUAAUUUCAAAGUCUAAUAAAAUCUUAUAAGUUUAUAACCAAUAGUUUUGUCAAUAAAUAUUUUUUUAUUAGUUUGAACAAUCAAAUUAGAUAUAUAGGAGUUAAUUUUGGUUUAAUUGGUAAACCUUGUUAACCAAUAUCGUGACAAAAUCAUUGAGAGGAAGUAUAGAAUAAAUAAAUAUUAUUUGGCAAAGCUCUCCAAAAGUACAGAGAAAAAAGAAUUAUGAGUUUUAUUCUGAAAUUAUAUAAAAAUUCUACGAAAAUGUUGUAACUACUCUGUCACUGAUUUAUAACCAACAAUACAUAGAUUAGUCAUGGGCAAUCUGAAAUUUAAGGGGCCAUAAACAUUUUUUAUACAUUUUUUUCAUAAUUUGAAUAUUUUAUCUAUGUAACAAAUCUCUACAAAAAUAUUGAGAUUCAAGCCAAUGUUUCAUUUACUUGUCUCUAUAUAUGAUCAUGAAAUCAGUUUGUCCUUAAUUUUUUAAAAUUCAAAACACUAGUUGACUUAAAGAAUCUUCGAAAUGAUGAUGUCGACUUUAACAUUGUUAAGAAGUCUCAUUUAAUGAAAAGAUCAAAAGCAAAAACAAUAAAAUUAGAAUAUAAUUCUAAAACAAAAAUGGUAAACAUCACAUGUCUCUGCAAAAGAAUUAAAGUGUUUUCAUAAGAGCAUUUCCAAACCACCUCUAUUUCUACAUCUUUAAUAGCAUUUAGAGGCAAAAUAACUCUAACUCAUCUAUAUUUUUGCCUAAAAUAGAUAUUGUUAUUUUUUUCUCAACAUUGGAGUAAAACUCAUCUUUAUUAUAGAGUUUUUCUAUUUUAGAGGUAAAAAUAGAGAGAAGUUUGUGUUCUUAGUAAUUCAACAAAAGAGAGAGAGAGAGAGAUAAGUUUGUGUUCUUCACUUUUACCUUCUUUUCUCAUUGUUUGUUAAAGAUGAAUGGAACACAAUUUGUUCUUUUGAUAGUGUUGUUGCUGCAAGCUCACUCCUCCUUGAAACUGAUUUUCCGUUUCUUCCGCAGAUUCCGCCGCAUUGCAAGCCAUGAAAGCUCAGUGGACAAGGUUCCCUGAGAAUUGGAAAGGAGUAGACCCUUGUGGAAGCAAUUGGGUUGGGAUCUCCUGCUACAACAACAAAAUUGUUUCAAUAUCAUUAGGGAAUCUCAAUGUGGAAGGAAAGCUUAGAGAGUCAAUUUCAACCUUAUAAGAACUUCAUAUCUUGUAAGUGUUUUUGUUUCUUUCAAGGAUCCAUUACAUUUUAUAAAAAGGAAGAAACAAGAAAAAGAUAAUAAAAUAAAAAGCAAAAAAUAACAAAAUAAAAAACAUAUCAUUUUUGUUUCUUUCAAGGAUCCAUUACCAUUUUGACUAAUUUUUUAAAAACAUUUGGGCCCAAUAACACAAUUUUAAUUUAAUUUCAAUGUCUAAUUAAAUCUUAUAAGUUUAUAACCAAUAGUUUUGUCAAUAAAUAUUUUUUUAUUAGUUUGAACAAUCCAAUUAGAUAUAUAGGUGUUAAUUUUGGUUUAAUUGGUAAAUCUUGUUAACCAAUAUCAUGACAAAAUCAUUGAGAUGGAGUAUAGAAUAAAUAAAUCUUAUUUGGCAAAGCUCUCCAAAAGAACAGAGAAAAUGAAUUAUGAGUUUUAUUCUGAAAUUAGAUAAAAAUUCUACGAAAAUGUUGUAACUACUCUGUCACUGAUUUAUAACCAACAUUACAUAGAUUAGUCAUGGCCGAUCUGAAAUUUAAGGGGCCAUAAACAUUUUUUAUACAUUUUUUUCAUAAUUUGAAUAUUUUAUCUAUGUAACAAAUCUCUAAAAAAAUAUUGGGAAUCAAGCCAAUGUUUCAUUUACUUGUCUCUAUAUCUGAUCAUGAAAUUAGUUUGUCCUUAAUUUUUUAAAAUUCGAAACACUAGUUGACUUAAAGAAUCUUCGAAAUGAUGAUGUCGACUUUAACAUUGUUAAGAAGUCUCAUUUAAUGAAAAGAUCAAAAGCAAAAACAAUAAAAUUAGAAUGUAAUUCUAAAACAAAAAUGGUAAACAUCACAUGUCUCUGCAAAAGAAUUAAAGUGUUUUCAUAAAAGCAUUUCCAAACAAUCUCUAUUUCUACAUCUAUAAUAGCAUUUAGAGGCAAAAUAAUACUAACCCAUCUAUAUUUUUGCCUAAAAUAGAUAUUGUUAUUUUUUUCUCUACAUUGGAGUAAAACUCAUCUUUAUUAUAGAGUUUCUUUAUUUUAGAGGUAAAAAUAGAGAGAAGUUUGUGUUCUUAGUAAUUCAACAAAAGAGAGAGAGAGAUAAGUUUGUGUACUUCACUUUUACCUUCUUUUCCCAUUAUUUGUUAAAGAUGAAUGGAACACAAUUUGUUCUUUUGAUAGUGUUGUUGCUGCAAACUCACUCCUCCUCGAAACUGAUUUUCCGUUUCUUCCGCAGAUUCCGCCGCAUUGCAAGCCAUAAAAGCUCAGUGGACAAGGUUCCCUGAGAAUUGGAAAGGAGUAGACCCUUGUGGAAGCAAUUGGGUUGGGAUCUCCUGCUACAACAACAAAGUUGUUUCAAUGUGAGAAAAUGAACUUUUAGUUGUUCUCUUUUUGCUUUGUUUAUCUUGGAGAGUCAAUUUCAGCCUUAUCAUAACUUCAUAUCUUGUAAGUAUUUUUAUUUCUUUCAAAUAUCCAUUACAUUUUACAAAAAAGGAAAAAAACAAGCAAAAAAUAACAAAAUAAAAAUAAAAAAGUAACAAAAUAAAUACAUAUCAUUUUUGUUUCUUUCAAGGAUCCGUUACCAUUUUGACUGAUUUUUAAUAAAAAUUUUAGGCCCAAUAACAUAAUCUUAAUUUAAUUUAAAUUUUCUAAAUCUAGUAAAAUCUUAUAACCAAUAGCUUUGUACAUAAAUAUUUUUUAUUUAGUUUAAACAAUCCAAUUAGUUAUAUAGAUGCUUAUUUUGCUUUAAAUGGUAAUCUUGUUAACCAAUAUCAUAAAAAGGAAUUUAGAAUUUCAUUAUGAAAUCAGAUAAAAAUUAUACGAAAAAAUUGUAAUUACUCUAUCACUAAUUUUAUAACCAAUAAUACAUAGAUUAGUCUCUGUCCUUUAUUUAUUAUUUUAAAAUUUUAAAAUGUCAGGGAGGGCUUUGUUUCUUUCUACAGUUCUACACUAAUGCUAAAGGAACUUGGACAAGCUAGCUUUAGGUUUUAUUUGUUCUUCUUCUGACAUAACUAGUGUUGUUGCGUUCUAAUUUAAGUUUCCUUCUAUUCUUGUAACAUCUUGUCGGCAGUAUUUGUUCGAUCCACUUAAAUAUGUAUGCCCCAAAGAGGGUCUGCAUGGUUUAGUAAAACCUGCGAGAUUUAUACGUUGAUUACACUGAGGAACAUAAACAGUGGAUGAUAUUUUGUGGCAAUUGGUUGGUCCGUGUCUUUGUGGUAUAGUUGUUGUAUCGAGUUAUUCUCAAGUUAUGUUUUAACUCGAACUUAUAAUCUAAAUAUCCUAGGCAAAUGUGUGGCUAGCUCAACUGAUUGAAAGAGAUCGUUUGUAGACAAUAUCGGAGUAAAGCAAAUGAAUAUAAUUUAUUUGACAUAACAUGAAGUGAAAAGGCUUUGCCCAUCUCUAAUUAUCUUUGAUAUCAUUUUCUUCUCUCUUUUUCCCCCUCUUUCUUUUUCAUUUUUCGCAGAUGCUAAUAUUUAGUCAUCGUCAAUAAUAAAAUAACGACAAAGAAAUGAAAAAGUAUAAUAUUUGUUCUUUCAAAUAAAAUUAGAAAUCUAAGAAAUAUGUCACACUUGCUCGUGAACCUAAUUAAAGACAGCUGUAAAGAAGUCUUCAUCUAUUCUUUUUGAAAUUUAUCGUGGGUCAUAUAAAGAAUUCUAAAUUAAUCUGCUUGAUCUUCAGUAGUAGUCUUCCCAAAUGCAGAACCAACUGUAAUACUACUUUUUUUGGUAAAAAAACUAUAAUAAUACUUGUACACGACUUCAUAAGAUAUAUACUAUAUUAUUCCCGAUCCACCAUCCUAUUGCAACAUCCCUAAACCUAAUAGACUGUUUAGGUUACUAAAUCCAUGAUUAAUGGUUUUAAGUUGUAUAGGGUCUACUCAAAAACCAAACAUACGAAUAGAACCAUAAGCAAAUAAACAGCAUACAAAUAGAACCAUAUGUCAACAUCUUUCAGUCACAUUCUAUCUCUCUCCCUCUCUCUCUUGAUGUGCCCAUAAAUCUUGCUGUCAACAAUUCACAACCUCCUCUUUUUCAUUCCAUCACCCAUCAACAAAAGAAAAAGCUCUUUUAAAUAUUAAAUAUUUCCACUCAAAAACCCUUCGAACAAAAUCUUUUCCCUCUCUCUCUCUCUCGCUCGCUCUCGUUUUCAUUUUCUCUACUCGACUCCAAUCUUUGAUCCAUCAAAUGUCUUCUCGAAACUGCAGAUCAAGAACCAAUCAACUCGCGAAAACAAUCAUUAUUCUCGUUGUUCUUCUUUUCUUUUUGGGUUGCUGCAAUGGAGCAAGAACCACGAACAUGUUCACGAGAUCACCACCGAAACAAACCAACGAAGUUUCACCACCUCAUCAUCAUCAUCACGAUCAUCAAGUACAAAAUCACAAAAGUGUACAGUUCUUGGGGUCCAUGCCACGUCAGUUUCCGGUUCCAGCCUCUGGUCCUUCAAGAAAACAUAACGACAUCGGUUUAGCUAGUACUACUACGACUCGAUCUUCUCCUUGAAGCUCAAAAGAUUUGAUUAAUCAACCUCCUUUUUCUCUCUUUGUUUUGUGGUUUAAUAUUGGUUUAAACAGAUGUAAAUAGGAUUUUAGUUCGAUUUAUUUUCAAAUUAUAGUAUUGGAACUUGCUAGAUCCAUUGAGAUAGUGCAUGUACGUAACUGUAAAGAGGAGACAUAAGGGUCUUUUUGUAGUACAACAAUCAUUGUUCUUUUUGAUUUUCUGACAAGGAAUGUUCCGCCCAUG
Messenger RNA from Brassica rapa (field mustard), 7680 nucleotides. RefSeq names its product protein IDA-LIKE 3-like. Gene Ontology annotation, biological process: floral organ abscission. The record is from RefSeq and is a predicted model, not a curated record. NCBI's taxonomy places the organism in Eukaryota, Viridiplantae, Streptophyta, Magnoliopsida, Brassicales, Brassicaceae.